UGACGGCCCAGCUUCCGCAUCCGCUUGGCCGCCGCCGGCCUGCAGGAUGUGGCGCGUCGCUGCCGGCGUGGUGCUGCUGGCCGUCGGUCUGUUCUUCCUGCAUCCCACCUGCCGCCUGGAAGCUCCACAAAUACUCACACGGUUCCUCUCACACAGUCUGGCCCGCAGCUCCGCUCAACAGCCGCUGGAACAGCUACUGGCCGAGGCCUGGGAUUCCAUGAUCAGACCGCCCAAUGUGGGCUGGACCAGGGUGGCCGUGGGGGUAAAUGCCUGUGUGGAUGUGGUGGUGUGCGGCGUUGGACUUUUAGAAGCUCUGGGCUUGGUCCCUGGGACACAAGAGGAUCAUGACACACUGCAGUCGCAAGAAGAUCUGAGGGAAACUUUCUCCUAUUUCAUGGAGAAAGGAGUUGCAGCUGAACGAUUCUUCGCUGACAAGGAACUGUUUCAGAACAUUGCUGCUGCUGCAUCGCAGUACCCAGGAGCUAAGCACUUUGUCGGUGGAAAUGCUGCUCUUAUUGGUCAGAAGCUGGGCUCAUCUGGGAACCUGUCGGUACUACUGUGUGGGCCUGUGGGUCCCAAGCUUCAUGAACUCUUGGACGAUCAGAUUAUUAUUCCACCGGAAUCUCUGCAGGACAAGGAUGAGUUCCAUCUCAUUCUGGAAUACCAUGCUGGAGAAAACUGGGGGGAAAUCAACGCACCCAAUGCCAAUCGCUUCAUCUUCUCCCACGAUAGAUCAAAUGCAGAGAUGAAAAUGCUGGAGACUCUUGUAUUAAAUGUGAAGGACUUUGAUCCCGAACUAAUUGUUCUGUCGGGGUUACACAUGAUGGAGGGACAGGAAGAAGAAGAGCGAGAUAGGAGGCUCCAAGAGGUUACUGAGUUAAUCUCGGAGAUCCCCAAUGAAAUCUCCGUGCACCUGGAGUUGGCCAGCAUGACAGACACAGACUACAUGAACGCGAUUGUGGAACAGCAGGUUCUUACUAUUGUGAACUCGAUUGGCCUGAAUGAGCAGGAACUCUUGUUCAUCAGUCAGGCUGGUUCAGGGCCUCACAGUACACAGGAGUUUUGGAAUGGAGCCCCUGAUGUUGGAAUGGUCAGUGAUAUCAUCUUCUGGCUCCUUAAAGAGUAUGGGCAAACAGAUCAGAACAAGGAGUCAGAUUUAACGCGCAUUCAUUUUCACACCCUGACCUACCACAUGAUAGCGGUCAUCAACGGUCACUGGAGCAACCAAAACUCGUCUGUGGCAGCUGGUGCAAGAGUUGCUGGCAGUCAAGCAUGUGGCACUGACACCAUCGAUCCCACUAAAGUGGUUCUCAAAUCCCCCAUGCAAUUCGUUCUGUCACAAAUGGACAAAACAUUGAAUGCAAAGAAAAUGACAUUGAGUCCGACCAACCCUGUGGGCGUAUGGCAUCGAGAAAACAUCUCCUUUUUCAUCACUCCGGUGAUGGUUUGCAUUGACCCAGUCAGGACUGUGGGAUUAGGAGAUAGCAUCUCUGCAGAAGGCCUGUUGUAUUCUGGGCGGCUGUGACUUGAUUCUGGACGUCUAUGUUCAACAAGACAGAGUCAAACUUGACUGUGUAUUAAUGUCAAACUCUGUGUAGGAAUGGGUCUUUGAUUGGGGACAGUUGUGAUAAAUGGUCACGGGUUAGAGCAGAGAGAAAGGGUGGCAGAUAUUAGUGUGGGGUGCUUGCUCUUUUUAAUCCUGGGUGUGUGUAAAAGCCAGCAAAACAAAAUAACGCUGUUUUUAUUUACACAAUGUCUUAUACCUUGCUGUAUUCUGAAUAUCAAAUAUUUUCUGUCAGGGGAAUAUGUAUGCUUUUUUUUUUUGAUGUUUGUGGUUGACGUAUUCAAUACUGUGUCUGGGUAUGUGAGGAUGCAGAGUGGCAGACUGGUCAUUAUUACACUGCAACUGGAUUUUUAUCCAUCUCCAUAUUUUGGAUCAUUUCCUCUGGGCAGUGUUUCACAUGCAAAAAGGUUGCGGUUUAAAAUCUAUUCCUUGUCUGCAGGAAUUUACAUACCAAAGCUUGCCUAAUUCAAUAUCAAUCGCAAAAUGCAGUAUGUGAGAAUUGUAAAACCGUGGUGGGAGGGGAAUUCCUGCAUUGUUGCUAUCGAGGGCCAGGUGAACAGUAAUUGCCUCACUUAUUUACUACACCAAUAUUGCUACUGCUAUUAAUCAAGAGAAACAGAGGCACCGACUCUGCUGCAGUAAGUGUCAGACGUGUUUCCAGACAUUGCUUUCUCCCUUCUCCCAGGCUGAAUGGGGAAGGCAUGGAUUUGGAAUGGUACCACGCUUACAAUUUGAAACAUUCAAUUUACUGUCACUGGUCCCUAGUCCCACCUGUCACCUCUCUUUAGAUACUGAUCAGUUAUGCUUUAGUGCGUUUUGUUCAGUUCGGUGGGUUAAUAACUUCAAACAGAAUGGAUUUUUCUAUUGCAUCAAAUUAUUAAUUCAGAGCGACAGCCACAUUUUGAAAUAGCAUUCUCCCAAAAUUCCUAUUUAUUUCAAGAGGACUGGGUGUAUAAAGAAUGCUUGAAGGGGAAGGGAGGUUAGGUGCUAAUUUGCAGCUUUUUCAUGAAGGCAGGUGUAAGGAGCUGUUUGUGAUCAUGAUUCUGAUUUAGCUCUCUGGUUUGCACGAUAUAACAAAAUGUAGUUCUGCAAAGUAAAACUCCGCUAGUAGUUAGAGGCUUGUGCAUGACCUAAUCUUUGCUGAAUUUGCUGACAAGAGAUGCAACAUUAGUUGGAUCAAUGGCUGGGAAGAUUGAGAGGAUGCUGUGAGGGCUCCACUGCACACUCAAGAGCCCUUGGUGCAAAAUCUACAGCCUUGUGAGGCAGCAAUACUGAGUAGUUUCCUGAGCCUACUGUUGGGGCUGCCAUGUAGAGAAUGGACAGUUGCACUUGGGAUUGUACGGUGGUGGGAGGGAGUGUGUAGGGUUGGAAAUAUCUUGCAUUGAAAUCCCCACCCAAUGUCGAGUAGGAAAAUUAGACAGGCAUUUAAAGAUGAGUUGGAAAUGUGAUAUUUCUCCUUCAUUCUCGCUGGGGGUGAGUCGUCUGAGUGAGGGCAAAGUCUAAAGCAGGCAGCUGACUGAGUCUGUUCAAAUCUUCCACCUCUGCUCGGAAACAGCCUUCUCUCAAAUGUCAUUGAACCAAAUGUUGUGACAUACUGGGGCAUAAAUUCUGUUAAUUCUUUAGUUUGAUUGGAACUUAGUUGUAUUAUUACUGGUGG
This is a messenger RNA of Leucoraja erinaceus (little skate), 3221 nucleotides long. RefSeq names its product ADP-dependent glucokinase (gene adpgk). Gene Ontology annotation, cellular component: endoplasmic reticulum. The transcript has 7 exons. The record is from RefSeq and is a predicted model, not a curated record. NCBI's taxonomy places the organism in Eukaryota, Metazoa, Chordata, Chondrichthyes, Rajiformes, Rajidae. Gene Ontology annotation, molecular function: ADP-specific glucokinase activity. Gene Ontology annotation, biological process: glucose metabolic process. The coding region runs from base 47 to 1525 and encodes 492 amino acids.